Thlaspi arvense is the source of this 1959-nucleotide messenger RNA. Lineage: Eukaryota; Viridiplantae; Streptophyta; Magnoliopsida; Brassicales; Brassicaceae. The record is from the annotation of a GenBank genome assembly.
AUGAAUCUCUUCCUAACCACCUUUCUCCUCCUCCUCCCUUACGUGGCGGCGCUGUCCUUCAACUUCACCAGCUUCACCGCCGGCGAUAACCGCAUCAGCUUUGAGGGAGCGGCGGCCGUCUAUGACGUGAGCCAUGCCAUCAAGCUGACUACCAGCAGCGACACCAUCAGCCGAGCCACAUAUGCCGACCCGCUCCGCCUCUGGGACAAGUCUUCCGGCGACCUCACCAGCUUCACCACCAACUUCUCCUUCGUCAUCUACUCUCAAAACCGGUCUAACUACGGCGACGGCCUGGCCUUUUUCCUCGCCCCGGCCGGGUCCCGUAUCCCAGCUGGCGUGACCCGAGCCGGCCGGUUUGGGCUCACCACCGACGACGAGGCGUUUAACUCCACAGACCAUCCCUUUGUCGCCGUCGAGUUCGAUAUCUACCAGAACGAUUACGACCCUAAUGGGACCCAUGUGGGUAUCGAUGUCAUGUCGAUCAGAUCUGUUAAUAACAUCUCAUGGUGGAGCAGCGUGAAGGACGGGAAGACGAAUGAAGCUUGGAUUCGAUACGAUUCCGGGUCGAAGAACCUGAGCGUCGUCUUCACGGGCUUUACGAACAACAGCAGGGUAUUACAAGGGCUCUCCUACGUGGUAGAUUUGAGAGAGUAUUUGCCCGAAUGGGUCACGUUCGGAUUUGCGGCGACAACCGGAUCUAGCUACGCGGUUCAGGUGGUCGAAUCGUGGAGUUUCAGUUCGACUCUGCUGAACCCGAAGAAAUUCCCAGUGGGAUUGGCAGUUUGGCUGGGCGUUGGAGCGGGUGUGGCCUGCGGGUUGGGUUUUAUACUGUUCGUGAUUUUACUUCGGAACAGGAAACGAAGACACAAAGAUGGGCACGAGAUUGACAUAGGAAUGGAGGAAGAGCUCGAAAGAGGAACCGGACCGAGAAAAUUCAAGUACAAUGUGUUGGCUCGCGCAACGACCAAUUUUUCAGAAGAAAACAAGCUUGGAGAGGGAGGAUUUGGGGGAGUUUAUAAAGGUUUUCUGAAAGAAUUGAAUACUCGAGUGGCCGUGAAGAGAAUUUCAAGGGGCUCGAAACAGGGGACGACGGAGUAUGCGUCGGAAGUGAAAAUUAUAAGCAGCUUGAGGCACAGAAACUUAGUUCAGCUCAUGGGAUGGUGCCAUGAGAAGAGAGAGCUUUUGCUUGUUUAUGAAUUUAUGCCCAAUGGAAGCUUGGAUUCUCAUCUGUACAGGGACAAAUUGUUGUUGCCUUGGGCCACAAGGUACAAAAUUGUUCAAGGGUUGGCAUCUGCCUUACUGUAUCUGCAUGAAGAAUGGGAGCUUUGUGUGGUACAUAGAGAUAUUAAGACUAGUAAUGUUUUGUUGGAUUUGAACUUCAAUGCUAAGCUAGGAGACUUUGGGCUGGCCAGGCUCGUCGAUCAUGAGAAAGGAUCUCAAACCACGAAUUUGGCAGGAACCAUGGGCUACAUGGCUCCUGAGUCUUGCAUAACCGGUAAGGCUAGCAAGGAAACAGACAUAUUCAGUUUCGGCGUGGUGGCGUUGGAAAUCGCAUGUGGAAGAAAACCCAUCAACCACAAGUUACCAGAGAACCAGAUUAAUUUGGUGGAGUGGGUUUGGGGGCUCUAUGGAAUGACGAAACUUCUUGAAGCUUCCGACCCCAAGCUGGGAUCGGAGUUUGUGGAGCAAGAAAUGGAGAGAUUGAUGGUGGUAGGACUCUGGUGUGCUCAUCCUGACAACAAGCUCCGGCCUUCUAUGAAGCAAGUGAUUCAAGUUCUUGAAUUUGAGGCUGCUCUGCCUGUCCUGCCGUCGGAGAUGCCGGUGGCGACGUUCAUGGAUCCUUUUAUGGCUAGAUCUACUUGUGCUUCUGAAAGUAACAAUAGUCACAACAGUCAUUCAUCCAUCCUCUCUGGAUCCCCUUUGGCCCCUUCUUCUUCCUCGUCGAGGACUUUGCUUUAA